AUGAAUAACAAUUUCAACAUAAAUGUCCAUGUCGACGCUGCUUUCCUGAGUGAACAUGAGGGUGAAGUGAAUGGUUAUUUUGCAAAAUUAUACACGGGGGAAAUUACAGUAAAUACAAUGAUAGAUAUUAUGAAAAGUUUAUCAUAUUCCCCCAAAGGAUCCAAAAAUAAUGAGGUAUAUAAAUCAAUGUUAUUAAUUUUAUUCAAUGAAUGUAGAUUUUUCCCAAAAUAUCCUUCAGAAGAAUUGGAUACUACUGCACAGCUGUUUGGAAAAUUAAUAAAACAUAAUUUAUUAUUAUCCUAUGGUAAUACUUUGGCUGUUGCUUUGAAAUGUAUUCUGGAAGCUUUAAAAAAAGGAAAUGAUUCAAAAAUGUUUAACUUUGGAAUCACAGCAUUGGAACAGUUUGAGGACACAUUAAUAUGCUAUCCCAGUUUUUUAUCUUCCCUAGUAUCAGUCCCCAGUUUAAGACAGUACAAUCCGCAAUACGUAAUUAAUUGCAAUAAUUUGUUAAAUACACUUCCAGAGCAUUUUAGAAGUUUACCAUACAUAGAUGCAUCUACAAUAUUAAAAAUAAAACAUCUUUCAGAAAUGGGUUCAAACAAUAACUCAUGGAACAACAAUAUAUCCCCAAUGUCUAGUGACGAGAUGAAAAAGACGCCUGCACUCAAUGCAAAUAAUGUGAAGAAUGUAAAUAAUUUAAUUUACAAUAUAGGUAGUAUCACUUCCAGUGCUGGAAUUUCUGACAAUGCAAAUGUGAGCAAUAAUCUCAUCGGGACCAGCAGUUCCAACAGUAACAACAAUAAUAACACUUUUUCCAGCGCCCUAAGCAGUCUUCUGAAAAAUACUAAUACUAACAAUAAAACAGGUGGAAAUAGUGGUAACAUAAAUAAUGAUAAUAUGCUAUCCUAUAUUAAUGACAUAUUACCAAAUAACUCAGGCUUAACGCAAUCGCCUAAUCAAUACAAUAAUCAGCAUCAUAUCCUAAGUAAAAGUGAUUAUACUUUCAAAAACAAAAAUAUAGACGAUAGCAUAAACAAUAACUUGAAUGCAAAAAUAAGCAACUUUAACCCAUCAGUUAAUAACCAGAAUAGUACUUCCAAUGUGAAUAUGCUAAAUGGUGAUAAGUCAAACAAUACCUUUGGUAUCACGAAUCAGUUGUAUACUAACCGAUCGUAUGCCUCCCCAAAUGAUAAAAAUCAAAUUAACCGAAUUCUAACUACACAAGGAAAUACACUCAACCUUGGUAAUAGAUACGUUGCAAAUUCUGUUAAUAUCUCUAGCCUUAAUGAACAUAUAGGUGAAACUAGCUUAAAUUGUAUUGUCGAUGGUUCCAAAUAUGCCACCACGCCUGAAGGCGUCAAAUGUGUGAAUAAUAACAAGAGUGCUGAUAAAGAUGAUAAGGAUAAUGAUAAUGGAGGCAGUGAUAAUAACAACACUAGUAACAGUAUCAGUAACAACAACAACAGCAGCAACAACAACAGCAGCAGCAACAACAGCAGCAGCAACAACAACAGCAGCAGCAACAAGAGCGGAAGUAAUAACAACAUCGGCAGUAACAAUAAAAACAGUAGUAGAGAGAAAGGGGAACCAUUGUACGAAGUUAUGGAAUCAUUCUAUGACAGAGUACAGGUGAAGUUACCACCGAAUUUAAAUAUAAACAACAUGGGGGGAUUUGGAUUAGGUCAAAUUGAAUGCUUAAUGGAUCACACCGAUUUAACAAAAAAUGUUAUUGUACCUUCUUCAAUAAUAAUAGGAGAAGUAUUUAGUAUAUUUAACACCCUAUGUUCAUUCAAUAUUGAUGAAAAAAUAAAAAUUUUAAAAGAGGUGAUGCAACCAGAGUAUUACAAUUGGCUAGCUUUUUACAUUGUAAAAUCCAGAGCCUCGAAGGAAGUAAACCUACAUGAAGUAUUCCUUGAGUUUAUUGAUAAACUAAGUUAUCCAAUGCUUAUUGAUACAAUUAUUAAUAUGACGUAUGACUGCAUCCUAAUAUUAUUUAAAUAUAUAAAUGAACUGAAAGAAGUUAGCGCUUUUAAAACAGUACUGAAAAAUUUAGGUUCUUGGUUAGGAUUCAUAACCUUAGGGAGAAAUAGACCACUAAAAUCAAAAAUUUUAGAUUUAAAAUUAGUUUUAUUCGAAGCAUAUGAAAAAGGAUGCUUAGUUUGCAUAUUACCAAUGGUAUGCAGAAUUUUAGAAUCUAUAAAAUUGUCCAAAAAUUUUAAACCACCAAAUCCGUGGACAACAACUAUGUUAUGCUUAUUAACAGAAAUACAUGAAUUACCAAAUGUGAAAACGUAUACAAUAUUUGAAGUAGAAAUUCUAUUCAAAAAUUUGGCAUUAGAUAUACAUGCAUUUCAGAAUAAAACUACUCUACUCAGCAAGCGUAGUGCUGCACAAAAUAGGAAAAAUAAUUUGCUCGUGUCAAAAGGUGGCAGUACUAACAUCAUUAAUAACACAAUUUUUCCUUCAGUUGGGGGCGAUCUAAAAAAUGUUUCUCCAAGGGAUACCUUAACAAAUGUUAAUAAUAAUCUUAUAAGUAAAACAGAAAACUCCCUCAAUGAGAAGUCCAAGUUGGGGGACUUAGAAAAUGUAAUAAGAAUUGCAGCAAUGAAUAAAACAAGUAGUGCUGCAAAAGGUGCCGCGAAUAAUGCAGCGAAUAAUGCCGCGAAUUAUGCCGCUAAUAAUGCCGCGAAUAAUGCAGCGAAUAAUGCCGCGAAUAAUGCAGCAAAUAAUGCCGCGAAUAAUGCAGCGAAUAAUGCAGCUCAGAUUGCAAGACCAAGCAACAGAUAUACCCCAGAUAAAGCUCAAUACAUGAGCAGUAACAAUAACCAGCAAAACAUUAAUUCAGAUAAUGCUGAAUCCGAAUGGAACAAGCAUGGUGCAGAAAGGAUUGAUGCCCUAACGAAUGACACCACGUUAGUUUCUUCCUUUUCCCCACCAGAUUUUAAUUUUAUUAAUUCGAAUUAUCGCAAAAAGAUUUCCAAUAAUUUAAAUCAAAAUCCAAACACUAUGGACGAACAACAGCCUACCCCAAAUCUGAGCUAUGCCAAUAAUGGCAACUGCUUGGGUAAAGCCAAUUAUUAUGGCAGAGGAGGUACUGAUUACAGUGGUAACAACAGUGUCAACUAUUAUGAUAGUAAUAGCAACAUAAACAUUCCAGAUAUAUCGAUUGACAGCAAUUUAAUUAAUGAGAAAAUAAAUAACAGUAAAUUUUUACAAAGCUUGAACAAUGCAGUUAUUAUAUCCCCAUCAAUAGCUCUAUUUCAAAUUCAACCCAGUUUAAAAAGUUUAGUCACUAUAGCUUUUUACCAGGCUAUUAAAGAAAUUAUUGCAGCCAUAUUAGAAAGAUCAGUAGCUAUAUCUUGUGUCACCACGAGAGAAAUUAUAUGCAAAGAUUUUUGUUUAGAAAAAGAUGAAAUGUUAAUUCGUAAAGCAGCCCACAUUAUGAUUGCUUCGCUAGCUGGUUCUUUAGCCUUAGCUACCUGUAAAGAACCUCUACGCAUUUCUCUCACUCAACAUUUAAGGCAUUGGUUAGAAAAAACAAGUACAAAGGAUUGUAAUGACCAAGUUUUAAUUGAACAAGUAGUUCAAAUUCUAAGUGCAGAUAAUUUAGAAUUUGGUUGUAGUUUAAUUGAACAGGCAGUUAUUGAAAAAGCUAUCAAAGAUAUAAAUGAAGCAUUAGAACCAUUCCUUUUAGCUAGACAAGUAGCUAAAGAAAAUAGCAUAACACUUAAGGAACCCACACAUCUAAUAAACACCAAAAAAAUUCAGUUAGAAAUUUCGCAAUACUUAAACUUAGGAUCACCCGUAACUAACAAUCAGUUGCAAAUUUAUAAAGAUUUUUUAAAUAUAGCACCACUAAAAAAAUUACAUGCAGCUGCCAAAGCAUUAACACGAAUAUACAAAAACAUUAAUGAAGUCAAUGCAGAUAAUCAUCAGCAAAGUACCCUCAUGCAUGCUCUAUUUUCAAGUUCAAAUUUACAAAAAAAAGAAGAAAAAAUCGGUCAUUCGAAAAAUAUGAACGAACAAAAAUUAACAAAUAAUGAGCAGCAAAAUGGCACGCCAAAAAAUGACACAGACAGAGAAGCAAACCAAAAAACGAGCCCAGAAUGUAGCCAAAAUAAUAGUAUAAAAAAUCUGCCGAAUGUGAGCCACACGAAAGGUAACCUGAAUGAAAAUAAUAAUAGUAUCAAUAAUAGUAUCAAUAAUAGUAACUAUAGUAAUAGUAACAAUAAUAGUAACAAUAGUAAUAGUAACAAUAGUAAUAGUAACAAUAAUAGUAAUAAACAGCAUCAUCAAUCGGGUUCUGCAUCCUCGGUUUCGCUAGGAUCCAAUUCACAGCUACAUAAAGUGCUAAAAAAGUUGGAACAUGCAACCAGCCAACUGAAAGACGCCAUUAAGGACAUUCUCAUAUUGCCUCCAAUACUGUUUAACAUAAAUAAAGAAAAAUCUCAUGAUAAUGUAAAUAAAAUUAGCCUGCACAUUUUAUAUAGCCUGUCUGUUGAUGGAAGCAUAUUUAACCUAAUAAAAUCCAUACCCGAAAUUGCUGCCCUGACACAACAUAAAAAUGAAACCAUAAUAUCAUAUUCAAACAAAAUUUAUAAAUUUCUUUUUGAUAUUAUUCCUCAUAACAGUAACAAAUCACAAUGGAUUUAUAAAGCCAAUGAUCCAUCUGGAAUAUAUUUUGAAGUAUUUCUAUGCAUACUAGAAAAACUAAAAAGGAAAUGCCCCUCAUUAAAAGAACAUAUAACGAAUUAUAUAACGUCAGAUGAUAUUUCAUUCCUCUCAAAUGAUAAUUCAUCAAGUUAUAACAAAUCCAUUUUUGCCACUUCUAACUCCGUCAUCAAGGAGAGAGAAUCUGAUGAUAUAAGCAAAGCGGGAAGUGAAAUUUCUUCCCUCAAUUAUAGCAAUUUAAAUCGAGAUGACAUUCAAAAUAAAAAUGAAUCCGAUGGAAAGUAUAUCAAUAAAAAUUUGCAUAAACACAAUGCUAAUGUAAUAGCAGGUUUUAUUAGAUAUAAUCUAGUUGAUAUGGAGAAAUAUAAACAUUACAUGGAAAGGGAACUGAACAACGAAAUGUAUUUAACUGCCAAUGUUGAGUUUGUUGUAUCAUUGCUAAAAAAAAUUUUAAUUGAUUUUCAAAUUUUUAGAUACAGCUAUUUUGAUAAUAUUUUUACAAUUCUAAAUACUCUAAAAGAGAAGAAUAUUCUCAGGAAUCAUGUUAUUUUUUCAAUAAAUUCCCCAGCAGUUAACAUAAAUUUGGCUAUCCAAUUGUUAACUGAACAGGCUAAACAAAUUCAAGAAAAAAGAGGUAGCGUCAUUUUUUCUGAUUUAUCACAUUUUUGUGAAGAAUAUUUAAAAAGUGAUGAUGAGGAGUAUGACGAAGAAGAUAAUGAUGAUCAAGCAGAAACCGAUGAUGAUGCACAAAGAGGAAAGAACAAAAAUCACGUAAUGAUGCAAAUGAUUCUGAGCAGAAAUGAUAUACAUACUGAGGGAAAAGAAGGGCAGAGGGAGGAGGGACAGCUAAGUGGGAAAGACGUGCAAAAUAGCAAAAAUUUGCAAAAGAUUCAUGAGGAAGCCAAGUUAAAAGAUAAGGAGACAGAAGAAGCAAAUGAAAAAAAGAAAAGCGAAAGAGAAAGAGGAAGAGAAACCAAUGAAGAAGAAGAAGAAGAAGAAGAAGAAGAAAGUACCUAUCAAUCAAAAUACAUAGGAAUAAAUAACACUUCUUCCCAUAUGAAUGAUAUAAAAAAAAGUGAAUUAUUAAAGAACCCCCUGGAAUAUUUUAAAAGGGAGUAUAACCAUUUAAGUGAUGAUCUUUUAAGUUCGCUAAAUGAGGAACAGAGUUUUCAUAAAAUCCAAGACGAAUUGAAAGGUGUAGACAAUUUUGGCCUCAUAGAUAGAGAAGGAGCCAAAGAAUAUUCGUUGGAGGGCAUGCACAUGCAUAACAAAAAUGGGAAGACCGACCCAUCCCUCAUCAAUGGCAUCGGCAGUGACAAGGGCAAUCGCAACGACAAUAGGAACGACAAUCGCAACGACAAUAGGAACGACAAUCGCAACGACAAUAGGAACGACAAUCGCAACGACAAUAGGAACGACAAUCGCAACGACAAUAGGAACGACAAUCGCUACGACAAUAGCAACGACAAUCGCUACGACAAUAGCAACGACAAUAGCAACGACAAUAGCAACGACAAUAGCAACGACAAUCGCAACGACAAUCACAACAGUUUGAACAGCAGGGUGAAUAAAAAUGCAAACAGGGCGAAUGUACAUUCUUACAGAUCCAAGAGACACAUAAAAAAGGAGCAGAAAAAAUACUUAAAAAUUUUAAUGAACCCAGAUAACAUAACAACUCUCACACAAAUAAUUGAUUUCUGUCUGAACACAGAUUGGAAUGUAUUACAAAAAAAAACAAAUAAUAAAAAUUUUAAGGACAAAGGCGUAGGAGGUAUCAGAAUAGUACCAAAACCACAAAAAAUACCGAAAAAACAUGAACAAAUUAUUAGUAUUUUUUUUUUUCAAUGGAUCAAAUUAAUCAAUAUAAAAAAUGUAGAUAACCCAAAUCAGAGUUAUGUUAAAUUUUUUCAAAAUAUAUCAAAUCAGGGAUUAUUAAGAAUUGACAAAAAUACAGAUAAUUUUUUUUCCGUAUGUAUUUAUAAAGCUGUAGAAGGUACACGUACUAUAACACUCAACCCAUACACUAAUACACCUGAAAUGGAAAAGGAUAAAAAUGGUUCAGAUGAAUUCCAUAUUUCAAACAACAAUGAUUCGUAUUUUCCAGGAGAUGCAAAUUGUAAACACACAAACAUGGACCCCCAAAAAAAAUCUCAAAAGGAAGAAGCUCCAAAUGAAAAAAAUACCCCAAGCCAAGUAAAUCUUGUGAAAACAGAUAAUAACAACGUUAAUGAAGUAUGCAUUCCUGACAGUACAUGUAAAGAUGGUUCAAAAAAUGAAGAAGUAUUAUCGAGUUCUUGUAAAAGCAAAAUGACAAAAAAAAAUUCUCAAGAAGAGAAACCAAAGCGAUUUGAUGUAAAAACAGAACAGUUUGACGUAAAAACAAAAAAUUUAGAAAAAAAUUAUAAUGAUGAAAUAAAUGAACAAAGAGAAAAAAAUAAUGCCAGCAGUGAAUAUUCGGAAGAUUCAAAUGAUGAAAGCUCCUCAUACGUCGCAUCAACAAAUUUAACUUUUUAUUCAAACAUGUCAUAUUCGGAGCAAUCCCUUUCUGAAUGUGAAGAACAGUACAAUGAAUAUUCAAGAAAAAACAAAGGUAAUAUAAAUCAUAUGCAAAUAAAAAAAAAUGAAAUGUUAAGGAAUCUAUCCUCAGCAAUUAGUGAAUCGGCAGGCAUCGAGAUCAUGUUAGAAUCGGAUAAAGAAUUUAACAAAUCAGAAGCUAAUUUUGAUAUUAAUAGAGGAGGAGGAGAAGAAGAAGAAAGAGGGUAUCACGACGCAAGUCAAAAUAAAACAGCCUCUCCCAUGAAGAAAUGCAAUAAUCAGGACAGAAAUCAGAUCAUCUUAGAUGAAGAAAAAGUGAAUAAAGAGGAGGAAUGCAAAAUGGAAGAAGAUGAAACUGAGGGAUCAGAGGAUACUGCAGAUGGUACCGAUGUUGAGCUAGAGGAACUGGAAGAUGGAGAAGUAGAGGUAGAACAAGAUGGAGAAGUAGAGGAAGAGGUAGAGGAAGAAACAGAGGAAGAGGUAGAGGAAGAAACAGAGGAAGAAGUAGAGGAAGAAACAGAGGAAGACGUGGAAGAGGAAGACGUGGAAGAGGAAGACGAGGAAGAGGAUGACGAGGAAGAGGAAGACGAAACAGAUAUUGAGAGCGACGAAGAAGAAGACGAAACAGAAAUUGAGAGCGAAGAAGAAGAUGAAACAUAUGAGACGCGCGAAACGGAUAUCGAGCAUGACUGUUAUAGUAAUGAGAGUUACGAGGUGGAGGAAGAAUUGGAAGAAGUGAACAUUGAGGAGGUGAACGAUGAUGAGGUGUACAGUGAGGAGGUGAACAUUGAGGAGAUGAACAUUGAGGAGGUGAACGAUGAAGAGAUGGACAGUGAAGAAAUGAAUCACGUCCUUUUUGACAAAUCUGACGACGAUGAUAUCUAUUAUGAUGAAGAGGAUUUGCACGAUUGCGAAGACGUAGAGGGAGAAAAUGCGACGAGGGGAAACAGCUGGAAUGACAAAUCAAAAGCAAAGUUGGAAAAAAAUUCUCAGCUGAAGGACGCAAUUGAUACCAUAUCACUGGAUGCGCUGGCAAAAAUGAUUAUAUGCAUGAUGAAAUUAGUUGACACGCAGCAAAUAUCUCCUUUCAUUCUGUUUCAAAAAGUGAUGAACAUGUUUUGCAGAAUUGUAGUACGGGAAUCAAGAAGGAAUUCUGGGAACUUCAAUCAAAGACCAUACUUCCGAUUAUUUUUAUCAAUACUAAUUGAGAUAAAUAAAAAUGAAAAACACUUUGAAUAUUCAUAUAAUAAAUUAAUUUUAGCAUUGGGAUAUUAUUUAUGUAUUCUGAAUCCACUACGUGUCCCAACAUUCAUUUUUGCAUGGCUAGAAUUGAUUAGUCAUAAAUUAUUCUUACCAAAAAUAUUAAAAACUUCCAAAGGAUGGUGCAUAUACAACAAGUUACUAAUUUAUUUAUUAGAAUUUUUGUAUGUAUUUUUAAAAAAUGCUUAUUUAACCCCAUCCAUUAAAAUACUAUAUAGAGGAACACUAAGAACAUUGUUAAUAUUAUUACAUGAUUUUCCAGAGUUUUUAUGUGUAUACAAUUUUUCAUUUUGUAAUUCCAUACCAUUAAAUUGUGUUCAGUUGAGGAAUUUAAUUUUAUCAGCAUUUCCAAGAAAUCUCAAAUUACCUCAUCCAUUUUACCCAAAUUUGAAGGUUGACUUACUACCAGAGAUGAAAGUGGUACCAGUUAUUUUAAACAACUUUACAUUUAUACUCAUUGAUUAUAAAAUAAAAAAAGAUGUAGAUGAUUAUUUUGUUACAAGAAGUGUUAAAAGUUUAAAAAGAAUUCAUAAAAAACUUAUUGUAAAAAACAAAAUGAAAGCUUUAUAUUUAAAAACAAAAUAUAACAUAUCUUUAAUAAAUGCUCUAGUUCUAUACAUAGGAAUGUCUUUGCCUCCUCAAAUUUUAAUGAUAGAUAAAGUAUCAGAAUCUCAUCCAGCAUUGGAAAUAAUACUUCAUUUGACAUACAAGUUAGAUAUGGAAGGAAGAUAUUAUUUAUUGUCUUCCAUAGCCAAUCAUUUAAGAUAUCCCAAUGCUCAUACCCACUAUUUUUCUUGUCUUCUCCUAUGGAUAUUCAACAUAUCAAAAAUGGAAAUUGUCAAUGAACAAAUAACAGGAAUUUUGUUAGAACGUUUAAUAGUACAUAGACCACACCCUUGGGGAUUAUUAAUAACAUUUAUUGAAUUAAUAAAAAAUCCAAUUUUUAAAUUUUGGAAUUGUUCCUUUGUUCAUGUAUCUCCAGAAAUAGAAAACUUGUUUCAAUCCAUAGCCCACUCUUGUUUAGUUAACCAGAUGGAGCAUUUCACUUCUGGUUUGGGUUCAAAUGUAAGUGCUGGAUCCACUGGUAUCAACCCAAGUAACACAAAUACGAAUCUAAAUACAAAUACAAGUACAAGUACUAGCGCUAUAAAUUUGACAAAUGUGAGGAAUGGCAUCCCACACAACAAGGACAGAAGCAGUAUAGAUGUAAAAAAUUUCACCCGUGCAAAUGAUUUAAAUUUCAAUAAAAUAUUUCCAAACAUGAGUCAUAACAAUCAUAGUAAUACGACCACUAAUACACACAACCUAAUAAACCAAAGCAACGUAAACAUGAAUGAAAACACAAGUAUGAACUUGAACAGCAACUUUGCAAAUAUCACCAACAUUGAUAUAUUAAGAAAAGCAAUUAAAAAUAAUUAUAUAAAUGGAAACAUCACCAAACCUAACAACUACACGAAUAUACAUCAACAAUCUCACAAUGUUUCAUCCAAUACUGUAAAAAGAUAUCCCAAUUACAAUGGAAGAAAUGCGAGUGAUAUGGAUAAUCAAAUCUCCCAAAACCAUGCCUCACAUAUCAACUGUCUUAACAGUUCCUCCAUCCUAUCUCAUGCUAUAGUAGAAGGAAAUAAGCAUAAUGAAAAUUAUUAUCUCUCUAAUGUGCACAAUUUGAGUGAUAAAAAUAAUAAAAUGUUAGAUACCGAUAGUCAAUACAAUUUUAGCGAAAUGCAAAGGAAUGCGCAAAAUGGAAAUACUAUCUCCAGUGAAAAUGUGAGAAAUGUAAACAUUGUUAGAAAUAUUAAUACAGGCAUGAAUGCAGAUAUAAAUGGGAGAUCUCAUACCAAAUUCAAUACGAACCGCAACUUUAUUACAGCUAACAUGGGGGUAAGUUCACCCAAUCACAAUAUGGAGAAUUUAAUUAAUUUAACCAAUUACUCCAAUCGAAGAACCGUUAGCAAUAAUUCAAACCAUGAUGAAAACCAGUAA
Messenger RNA from Plasmodium gonderi, 10449 nucleotides. Its product is annotated as CCR4-NOT transcription complex subunit 1. The coding region runs from base 1 to 10449 and encodes 3482 amino acids. Gene Ontology annotation, biological process: nuclear-transcribed mRNA catabolic process, deadenylation-dependent decay. Lineage: Eukaryota; Apicomplexa; Aconoidasida; Haemosporida; Plasmodiidae. The record is from RefSeq and is a predicted model, not a curated record. Gene Ontology annotation, cellular component: CCR4-NOT core complex; P-body. The transcript has a single exon. Gene Ontology annotation, molecular function: molecular adaptor activity.